Molecule: messenger RNA, 3772 nt
Organism: Humulus lupulus (European hop)
Lineage: Eukaryota; Viridiplantae; Streptophyta; Magnoliopsida; Rosales; Cannabaceae
Product: ABC transporter G family member 29-like
Exons: 19
Coding region: 2-3769 (1255 amino acids)
Cellular component (GO): membrane
Molecular function (GO): ATP binding; ABC-type transporter activity; ATP hydrolysis activity
Source: RefSeq, a predicted model, not a curated record
AAUGACCCUUUUGUUAGGUCCUCCAUCAUCAGGGAAGACCACCCUUCUGUUGGCUCUAGCAGGACAGUUGGACUCAAGUCUAAAAGUUCAAGGACAAGUGAGUUACAAUGGUUAUAAGUUUGAUGAGUUUGUGCCUCGGAAAACUUCAGCCUACAUUAGCCAAAAUGAUGUUCAUCUAGGAGACCUAACUGUCAAAGAAACUCUUGAUUACUCGACAAGAUUCCAAGGAAUCGGUCAUCGCUUUGACAUGUUAAGUGAGCUUACUAGGAAAGAGAAAAAUGCUGGACUCUUACCAGAGGCAGAAGUAGAUCUUUUCAUGAAGGCAACAGCAGUAGAGGGAGCUAAGAGCAGUAUAAUAACUGACUACACUCUCAAGCUGUUGGGACUCGAUAUAUGCAAGGACACAUUGGUUGGGGAUGAAAUGAAGAGAGGAGUUUCGGGUGGACAAAGGAAGAGAGUGACUACAGGGGAGAUGAUUGUUGGACCUUCAAGAACUCUUUUCAUGGAUGAGAUUUCAACUGGUUUAGAUAGCUCCACAACAUUUCAAAUAGUCAAGUGUUUGCAACACAUUGUCCACCUCACUGAGGCCACCAUUUUAAUGUCCCUCUUGCAGCCGGAUCCCGAGACUUUUGAUCUUUUCGACGACAUCAUUCUCCUGUCUGAGGGUCAGAUCGUCUACCAAGGCCCCAGAGAUCACGUACUUGAGUUUUUUGAGAGCUGCGGAUUCAAAUGCCCUGAAAGAAAAGGCACUGCCGAUUACCUUCAAGAGGUUACAUCAAGGAAAGAUCAAGAGCAGUACUGGUCACAAAUGGACAAGCCUUAUAGAUAUAUAUCAGUCACAGAAUUUGCAAACAGGUUUAAGGCAUUUCAUGUUGGUCUCCAACUUGAGAACGAGCUGUUAAUCCCCUACAAUAAGUCACAGAGCCAUGAAGCUGCACUUGCAUUCUCAAAAUACUCAGUUCCCAAAAUGCAGCUUCUCAAGGCCUCCAUAGACAGGGAAUGGCUCCUGAUCAAGCGGACCAUGCCUGUUUACAUCUUCAAAACUGUUCAAAUCAUCGUUGUCGCCAUCAUUGCCUCGACAGUGUUCUUAAAGUCCACACUAGAAAUCUCAUACGACGAUGGCUCCCUAUACAUUGGCGCAAUAAUAUUCGCCAUGAUAGUCAACAUGUUUAAUGGCUUUGCUGAGCUCUCCAUGGCCAUCAUGAGACUGCCUGUGUUUUACAAGCAGAGGGAUCUCCUCUUUUAUCCUGCUUGGGCCUUCACCAUACCAAAUUUCCUACUCCGAGUUCCCAUUUCAGUAUUCGAGUCUUUGGCUUGGACGGCAGUGACAUAUUACGCCAUAGGCUACGCACCAGAAGCCAGCAGGUUUGCCAAGCAGUUAUUGGUUGUUUUUCUGAUACAGCAAAUGGCUGCUGGGCUAUUUAGGUUCAUGGCUGGAGUGUGCAGAACCAUGAUCAUUGCUCACACAGGGGGUGCACUUUCUCUGCUGAUCGUGUUUUUACUCGGGGGUUUCAUCCUUCCAAAAGCACGAAUUCCUGCGUGGUGGUCAUGGGGACACUGGGUUUCACCUCUCUCGUACGGCUUCAAAGCCUUAACUGUUAAUGAGAUGCUUUCUCCAAGAUGGAUGAAUAAACUGGCAUCAGGGAACAUUACAGAGUUGGGUGUAGCAGUACUAGAGAAUUUUGAUGUCCCUCGUCAGCAAUACUGGUAUUGGAUUGGUGUUGCUGCUCUUUUGGGGUUUACCAUUCUCUUCAAUGUUUUGUUUACCUUUUCACUCAUGUACCUCAAUGCAUUUGGGAAACCACAAGCAAUCAUAUCCGAAGAUGAUGCCAAUAAGGAAGCCAACCAAGUGAAAUCUCAAACGAUGAAAAUAAGUUAUUUUUAUGAUAAUGUUUCAGGAGAAAUGCGACUCCUAGAUGGAAAAAGAGGAAUGGUUCUUCCAUUUAAACCUUUAUCAAUGUCAUUUGACAGCAUAAACUACUAUGUGGAUAUGCCCCCAGAAAUGAAGCAGCAAGGUGUGACAGAGAACAAGCUACAGUUGCUGAGAGAAGUAACUGGAACAUUUAGACCUGGAGUCUUGACUGCUUUAAUGGGAGUCAGUGGAGCAGGGAAGACAACACUCAUGGAUGUUCUAGCAGGAAGAAAAACCGGAGGUUACAUUGAAGGAGAUAUAAGAAUCUCAGGCUUUCUUAAGAAACAAGAAACUUUUGCAAGAAUUUCUGGUUACUGUGAGCAAACUGAUAUUCACUCCCCACAAGUGACAGUCAAAGAGUCCUUAAUCUACUCUGCCUUCCUAAGACUCCCUCAAGAAGUCAAUGACAAGGAAAAACUGGCGUUUGUGGAAGAAGUGAUUGAACUUGUAGAGCUUAACAAUCUCAAGAAUGCCAUAGUUGGGCUUCCAGGAAUCACUGGCUUGUCCACUGAACAAAGGAAGAGACUAACAAUAGCAGUGGAGCUUGUAGCUAAUCCUUCAAUCAUUUUCAUGGAUGAGCCAACUUCAGGCUUGGAUGCUAGAGCAGCCGCCAUUGUAAUGAGGACAGUGAGAAAUACUGUGGACACAGGCAGAACCGUUGUCUGCACCAUUCAUCAGCCUAGCAUUGAUAUCUUUGAAGCCUUUGAUGAGCUCCUACUUAUGAAGAGAGGAGGACAAGUCAUCUACUCAGGUCCAUUAGGCCAGAAUUCUCAAAAAGUUGUUGAAUAUUUUCAAGAAAUUCCGGGACUGAUUAAAAUCAGAGACAAACAAAACCCAGCAGCCUGGAUGCUUGAAGUAAGCUCAGAAGCAGCUGAAGUUCGGCUUGGGAUUGAUUUUGCUGAGCACUUCAAGUCAUCAUCUUUGUACCAGCAAACCAAGAGUAUAGUCAAAGACUUGAGUUCUCCAGCUGAAGGAGCUAUAGAUCUCCAUUUCCCAACUCAGUACUCUCAGUCCACAUGGGGUCAGUUCAAAUCCUGCUUAUGGAAGCAAUGGUGGACUUACUGGAGGAGCCCUGACUAUAACUUGGUUCGGUACUUUUUCACCUUUGUUGCUGCUCUAGUGCUUGGUUCAAUCUUCUGGCAAGUUGGAACCAAAAGGGAGAACACGACAGAUCUGACCAUGAUGAUUGGAGCCAUGUAUGUAGCCGUGUUGUUUGUUGGAAUCAAUAAUUGCUCAACUGUGCAGCCCGUUGUGGCCAUUGAAAGAACAGUUUUCUACCGAGAAAGAGCUGCUGGGAUGUAUUCAGCUCUCCCCUAUGCCCUGGCGCAGGUGAUUGUUGAGAUACCAUACAUAUUUGUUCAAACUACAUAUUAUUCUGUUAUAGUAUAUGCAAUGGUGAGCUUCCAAUGGUCACUACCAAAGUUCUUUUGGUUCUUCUUCAUCUCUUUCUUCUCCUUCCUCUACUUCACCUACUAUGGAAUGAUGACCGUCUCAAUCACACCAAAUCAUGAAGUCGCCGCCAUUUUUGCAUCAGCAUUUUAUGCACUUUUCACUCUAUUUUCAGGGUUCUUCAUACCCAAACCAAGAAUUCCUAAGUGGUGGAGAUGGUAUUACUACAUUUGUCCCUUGGCGUGGACAGUUUAUGGGCUGAUUGUGACUCAAUAUGGGGACAUAGAAGAGAGUAUAAAGGUAGAAGGGACCACACCCGACCCGACCAUCAAAUGGUACGUUGAAAAUCAUUUUGGGUAUGACCCGAAUUUCAUGGGGCCCACUGCGGCCAUUUUGGUUGCUUUUGGUGUCUUUUUCGCCCUCAUGUUUGCUCUGUGCAUCACCAAGUUGAACUUCCAAAACAGGUAGCAA